UGCAGUCGGAGCGGUAGAAAGUGCUUCCGGGUAACUGCUUGUGGUACGUGCAUAUUCUAGCGAUCGCUGAGGAAAACUUUCGGUUGGCUAAAAAGAAAAGUGUCAAGCUGCCCAGUGGGAAAGAAAAUCCUGCAUGUGAAAAGCGGUCUUGAACCGGGACAGUAAACCCGCUUUCGAUUUGAGAAUUGCCACCGAAAGUCUGAUUGAAAGAUAACAUAGACGAGAAUGUCUUCGGAUCGGUUUCACAAAGCCGCCAAAGAUGGGCUGUUGGAUGUGUUGGCUGCAGCCACCCGUAAGGACACGAAUGCCAAGGACAGUGAUUCCAUGACGCCGGUCAUGUGGGCUGCAUUCGAAGGACGUCUUGAUGCACUGCGUCUGCUGUGCGGAAGGGGUGGUGACCCCGACAAAUGCGAUCAGUUUGGGAACACAGCUCUACACUUGGCCUCCGCCAAGGGUCAUCUGCAUUGCGUCGAUUUUUUGGUUAAAUUUGGAGUCAACAUCUAUGCUUUGGACAUCGACAAGCAUAGUGCCAAGGAUCUGGCAGCUAUUAAUGGCAGGGAUGAAAUCCUACGCUAUUUGGACGUGGCAUUCACAAACUUCGAGGCAAAUGAUAAAAAGAAGUCCAAGGCUUUAAAGGAACUAGCCGAGAAAAACUGCGAGAAACGUGUGCGGGAGUACAUGAAGCGUCAGCAACAGCGCCAGGACCUCGAUUACUCCGAGCUCAGUCCACCGACUGGCACCAGCAAGUCCAGCAACAUGCUCUCCACUCUCAAACAGAAGAUCUGGUCCAGCCAGGGCAAUCUGAACAAGCCGCCGAGGGAUCCGCCCCCUCAGCCUGGGCCCACAAAGUUCAGCGAUUUGGUCGGCAGCGGUAGCAGUAGCAGCGGAGGCUCCACGAUAGCCAGUCGAGCGGGAACGGUGCAAAAGAGACCAUCGCAGGUGCAGAAGCAUCACAGCAGCACGUGUCCGCACUCGAAGAAUUCCGGUGACUCAGACGGAGGUUUCAAGGUGCGCGAACUGGAGCCGGAUGGCAAGCGGACAAUUACCUCGCUGACGGGUCUGCAGAGGGACUCCGAGGUGAUGUAUGUGGGCACUUUUAGUUCCAACGAGGAGAGCAUCGGCAAGCGCGGCAAGAUCAGCGAUGUUUUCGAGUGCCUGGAAGGCGAUGAAACGGAUCACAAUGAUAACCGCAGUGGCUACAGCUCGGCAUUGGCGCGAUCCUUCUCCCAGCCAGACAUUCUGGGCGAUGGUCAGCUAGCCCAGGAGUUGAGCGAGGAAGUGACCCUGCAAAGACCCGUUGGACUCUUCGACAGACCCACCAUGUUGGGCAGCAUAGCCUUCCGACGUUCGGUGACUGCCGCCUUAAGUCAGCUACAACUGCACACGGACACUAGUGCCACGUCCACAAUGCGAAAUGCGGGCCAACCGAAACCACGAGUUGGUGGAAAGGGUCGCCUCUAUUUGAACCUCUCGGAUGAUACGGACUCCGAGGGUGGCGGUCAAGAUAUUUAUAGCGAUGAUGACGAUGACGAUCGGGAGGCAGCCGGUAGUGCCUUGCAGCGAUUCCUGGCCGUAUGGGCGCUGGAAGAGUACCUGCCAGUAUUUCAGAAGCAAGAGAUCGACCUGGAGACUUUGAUGCUGCUCACGGAGUCGGACCUCAAGUCGCUGUGUCUGCCGCUGGGUCCAUUCCGUAAGCUCACCUUCGCCAUCCAGGAGAGACGCAAUGCCUUGGCCAACCCGGGUCCAUUGGUAGACAGUCGACUGUAG
This is a messenger RNA of Drosophila gunungcola (fruit fly), 1767 nucleotides long. It is a transcript of the gene Sans, whose product is annotated as pre-mRNA splicing regulator USH1G. The record is from RefSeq and is a predicted model, not a curated record. Gene Ontology annotation, molecular function: protein binding. Lineage: Eukaryota; Metazoa; Arthropoda; Insecta; Diptera; Drosophilidae.